Messenger RNA from Spodoptera litura, 4056 nucleotides. Lineage: Eukaryota; Metazoa; Arthropoda; Insecta; Lepidoptera; Noctuidae. The record is from RefSeq and is a predicted model, not a curated record.
AUGAAUAUUACUCUGGCCAUAGGCCUAGCGUCUUCUGAUAAACUGGACCAUACCUAUCUUCCACCACCGGGUGCUCAAUUUGCUGGAGGUAUUCUUGGAAACCAAGAUGCUCCACUGGAACCUCCUCAUCAUACUCAUCCAGGAUUAGGUCAAAUCAUUUCAGGACAUGAACAACACCGCCCAAGUUUGGGAGUAAAUGGAGAACCUGUGAACUUUGGUGAUAAGAUCCCAAAAGUACCUUUCAAUUACAAACAGGAAAGUCUUCCAACUACGACCACUUCUUAUGCGUUCUCUCAGACAACGACUUAUCCACCCACCGAAGGUUUCAAUCCCGCAAACUUACCUAUAAAUCCUGUUACUGGACUUCCAAUUCUGUUGGAUCAAGGAAACAUUCCCUCCGGAUCCACCCAAGGGCAACAAAAUACUCAGCAGUUGCCGGGAAUUAAUCAAGGUCAAAAUCCAGUUUAUGGAACCAACUUGCAACCUGGAGUUAUUCCUCAAGGACCGAACACCAUCAACUAUAACCAGCCUGGUUUCAAUCAACCUAUAAACCAGAUUUCGGGCCAAUAUCCGGGUCAAAAUUUGGUUAAUUCUGGUGCACAAAUACCUGAAUCUGUCAACCAAUUCCGAGGUCAAAAUCAAGGCCAACUACCUAUUGGACAAGGUUUUGUGCGACAGGGUCUUCUACCUACUGGAACUACUAACCAGCCAUUCAAUCAAUACCCAGUACAGAACUUGGGUAAUAAUGGAGGUGUUGUAUCUAUUCCUGGGGGUAACCAAGGCUUAGUUCAAUAUUCUAGUCAAGAUGCAACUAACCAGGGAUUGGUACCAUCAACUGUCUCCCCAAUUAAUUCUCAAUCGGGUGUCAAUCAAUAUGGCGUUAACUAUGAUGGAUCUCAAGGACCACUUACUCAGGGUACUUACACUGGUCAGCUAAUAAACGUAGGAGAACCUCAACCUACUCAAACGUCGUACCAAAACCAGGGACCUUUUAAUACUGGUGGUAUAUCGCAGUAUUCUUCUGAACACCCAAAUGUAUCAGGACCACGAGGACAAGGGUCUUCCCCAUCUUACAACAGUAUUACCAACACUACUCCAUUUCCAGCAAUCCCGUCUUCUACUUCUGGAUAUUCUUCUGUCAGACCAGUGUAUCGCCCAGAAAGACCUCAAGCUGAAGCUGAUAGAAACGCAGUGAUUCUCAACUAUGAAAAUGUUCGUACUCCAAAUGGUUACUCCUACAGCUUUGACACUUCCAAUGGAAUUCAUGCUGAUGAAAGUGGCAUUGUUGAUAAUGGAACAAAGGCACAAGGAUCGUAUUCUUACAUAGGUGAUGAUGGAAAGUUGUACAGCGUUUAUUAUACUGCUGAUGAGAAUGGAUUCCAACCUCGCGGUGAUCAUCUACCAACUCCACCACCUAUUCCUGAAGCUAUCCAGAGAGUUAUCGAGCAAGCUGCGAAAGAUGAAGCAGCUGGAAUAGUAGAUGAUGGGUCGUACGAUGAAUUUAAGUAUGGUGAUGACAAAUACCAAGGAAUAUCAAAACAACGUCGCCCACAAAACCAGGGCCAGAAAACAUUUGGUUUGAUAAAACCUAUUACUGGAAUAAAAGACGUAGAAUAUGAUGAAGGUAUUUCACAAAGUCAGUUUGAUGAUACCGUUCUAGUUAGUGGGGCUAAGAAAGGUUCCGAUAAUAGCUUGACAGUAAAACGUCCAUCCAAUGAAGGUAUUAACGAAAAUGGCGUUGUUGACCAAGAAAUCAAAAGAAUUUCAGAAAAUUCUGGAAAACCAAUACAAGAUUUUCAUGAACAUGGUAAGCCAGUUGAAAAACAAGGACCAUUCAAUCGAGGUAACAAUCAGAAUAAACAAGGAACUGCUAGUGGUAGUCCUGUAUCUAAUGGAAAUAAUAUAGUUUUCAACGAUGCUGAGGAUGAAAUUGAUAAUAAAGAUUCAACUAUUAACAAUCAAGGUUUUUCAAGUCGUCGCCCAAUAUCUGAUGGUGGAAAGGAUGUUUUAGUGACGAAAUAUCCUGGAGCUAAUGUAGAUGUCACGACUUCUAACUACCCAAAAACUGAAAGUGACGGUUUCGUGGACAACGACAGUCAAACAAUUGUUUCUAGUAAACCUGGAGCAUUUAAUGAAUAUGAUGACAAUAAAGAUUUGGGAUAUGAUAGUAUCACAGGAGCUCCUAUAGUUGGAGGUAAAAAACAAACAUUAACUAAACGAAUCAAAGGUACCCGUAGACCGAGUUCAAACAACCAAAAUGAAAAUGUAAACUUACCAGGACAAAAUGACGUUCAAGAAAAUGCCAAGACACCUUCAAUUUCAGAAUACAUCGAAAACGCUGCUAAGCAACCAAGUUCACAACAACAAACAACUCAACAAGGCUCUGGCUAUCAUUACCAACAACCAAGUACAACAUUUGAACAAAAUACAUUUCCAACUCGUUUUAGAACUCAAGAAAUACCUACAACAAUAAAACCCGAUCAGCGUAAUACUGAAUAUAUUGAAGGAACCACUCGGAAACCUUUUAUGACCCCGAACGUAUACGAACAAAAUGAAAAAGCCAGUCCAUCAACAACAAGAAAGCCUUUCACACCUAAAGGUGUAACAUCACCCUCUGAAAAUGCAUACACUGAUUAUAAGGACGAUGACUAUGCCACUGAUCUAGAUAUUGAUGACGAGAGAAAUAGUUCUGAAAAAAUUCCUGUUGAAAAAUCUGGUAUCACUCGACCGUACGAAACAACUCGAAAGGGUUCAAGACCUCAAUAUGGUCAGAAUGAUCGAAAAUCAGGAAUUAGUCAAAAGCAGCCGUCACGACCUGGUCAUAAGACUGGAAAUACAGAAGCUGUAGCUCCAGGAUAUACGUAUGGCCCAACUACUUCUACACCGACACACCAUUCUCGAUUUGGAACUACUGAAUCUCCUCAAAAUACAAAACUUGACGGUCGUAGACCAUCAAGCCCUAAUUUUGAAGCAACAACGGCUGUUGGGACCCCUGUCACACAGUCAUCUUUAGGUCAAACGGCACCAAACUAUAAAUAUCAAUCAACUGGCCCCCAUUCCAAAUACUUUGAUAGUAAUGUAGUAUCUGGUUAUCCAACUUCUCGAUAUACCCCGGGUCUUGGCUCAACAUCUGGCACCCCUGCUGUAUCAAAACCUCAGAACUACUAUACGUCUACUUUCAGACCUUCUCAAAGUUACUCGACAACAUCAAGUUCGCCAAUUUCUGGAUAUCAACCAGGAUCUGGAGUCCAAUUUCCAGUAGGACCUACAGGAUCUCCUGUACCUACUCAAGAUAACGUCUUCCAUACUGGUUAUCACUAUGGACCACCCAAAUCAGGAAAUCCUUCAUUUGGUCACGAUGCUGGAUUUUUCACUCCAACGGACAGUUCUAGAGUCUCCCCAACUUCACCAACUGGUACAUACCAAACUACUUUCCAAGGUCCUGGAGAGUUUCCAAGUACUACAUUAAAACCUUCUAUUGGAGGAAGACAAGACAACUUUAUUCCAUCUUACCAAGGUUCUACCACAUCACCGCUACAGGAUCAUCAAGGUAAUUUCCAAAAUCAACCAUCCACUCCUGGCUAUUCCACUACUAUAAUGUCUUCUACUCCAGGAAGCAAAACUACUUACCCAGGAUCACCUAUUACUUAUAAAGAUACGACUGGAUAUGAAUAUGGACCUUCCAGGCCUAAUUAUUCGUCUACUAACUCACCAUCAACAAUUGGAACAACUCCCGCUCCUUACAACCCAACUGGAGCUACCAUUCCAUCUCAGGGGUCAACCACCUAUCGUCCUGUAUUCCAGAAUACAGAAGACUUGUAUGUAGGUGGAUCUGUUGAUGGGUUCGGAAGACCAAUACAAACAAAUCAGGGAUCUAAUACAGGGUUUACUUACCCAACUCAAGGCCCAAUAGGGUCUUAUAAUGGACCCAAUUUUGGGGGCAAUCAACCUUCUACUUCAUACCCUGGAGAACAGCCCAGGGUCAUCGGCGAAGAUUUUAGCGGUCCCAAACAACCUCAGAGGUUUGAUCCUAAAACUGGUUACCAUUACAAAUGA